AUGGAACACGCGGGGGCAGAAACGCCGCAGGGGCUUCGGAGGAGCCGCCGCCUUCAAGAGCUGGAACUGCUGAGGCAGCAGCAGCAGCAGCAGCAGCAACGCGAGGAGCAGCAGCACUACUUGCAGCCCUACGGGCUGGACCAGCUUAGGUUGCUGCAGCAGCAGCAGCAGCAGCAGCUCCGCCUAGGUACCUUCGCGGAGGUCUUAGGCCCCACUGCGCAACUAGAGCAGCAGCAGCAGCAGCAGCAGCAGCAGCACUGGGCGCAGCAGCACUUCACUGAAUUUGGCUCAGCUGCGAUGUAUCGGCAGCGGAGCCUCUCAGCUGCUGCCCUGCACAUACACCAGCAGCAGCCCCUACAGCAGCAGCAGCUGCUGCAGCAGCAGCAGGACCUGCUUCUGCAGCCGAAGCAAGAGCUGCAGCAGCAGCAGCAGCAGCAGCAAAGCAGCCCCAGCGCACGCAUUCUGAGGCGGCAAGAGCCAGGCGGCGGGAUGCGAACACGGCUGAGCUGCACCUUUGCUGCAAAGCCAGCUGAGGCAGCAACAGCAGCAACAGCAGCAGCAGCAGCAGCAGCAGCACCUACAGCAGCAGCAGCAGCAGGUGUUGAGGAGGCCUUUCAAUACAGCUGCGGAAUACCUCUGAACACUGCAGCUGUUGAGAACUGUUAUUCUGCUGCUGCUGCUGCAGCAGCAGCAGCAGCAGCAGAAGGAACACCACAACUGCGUAGGAUGCCAUCCCCAGCAGAACCAGUUUCCAACGCCAGAGCAGCAGCAGCAGCAGCAGCAACAGAAGCAACAGCAGCAGCAGCAGCAGCAGCACAAUUGUCUGCAGCCUCUACCAGAUACAGCAGCAGCAGCAGCAGCAACAACAACAGCAGCAGCAGCGGAGUCUCUCUGCUGCAAGCCGCUGCUGCGCAUAGAGGGAUAGGCUUCAGAACUAGCAAUGAGCCGGCAGCAGCAGGUGCAGCAGCUGCAGCAGCUGCAGCAGCUGCAGCAGCAGCAGCAGCGGCAGAAGCAAGGGCGCUGCCGAAGAUCCACUACCGCCGCAGCAGCCGCAACUGCGGCAGCAGCAGCAGCAGCAGGAGCAGCAACGCAGCUGCUGCGUCUGAUAGGGAACUGAUAUGUUUGCUGCAGGCUCAGAACCAUUUGUUGCAGCAGCAGGUGCAGCAGCAGCGAAAGGAAAGACAGCAUUUGCUGCUGCUGCUGGCAGGCACCCUCGGCUUGCUCCUGCUGCUGGGAAUCUCUUUUUUGUCGGGUGCGCCUGGUGGCCCUAUGCCUCGAAUGGCUUCUAGUUAG
Messenger RNA from Eimeria tenella, 1293 nucleotides. RefSeq lists its product as uncharacterized. The record is from RefSeq and is a predicted model, not a curated record. The transcript is spliced from 4 exons. Lineage: Eukaryota; Apicomplexa; Conoidasida; Eucoccidiorida; Eimeriidae. The coding region runs from base 1 to 1293 and encodes 430 amino acids.